AUGAUGGUGGGCAAGGCGGAGAUGAGCGCCAUGGAGAUGGAGAAGGUGAUGAGCGACGGAGAGGUGGUGCUCGGCGGCGCCGGCGAGGAGGAGGACGACGUGGUGCUGCCGGGGUACCGGUUCCACCCCACCGACGAGGAGCUCGUCACCUUCUACCUCCGGCGCAAGGUGGCCAAGAAGUCGCUCCGCAUCGAGGUCAUCCGGGAGAUGGACAUCUACAAGCAUGACCCAUGGGAUCUCCCCAAGGCGAGCACGGUUGGUGGGGAGAAAGAGUGGUACUUCUUCUGCCUCAGAGGAAGGAAGUACCGGAACAGCAUCCGGCCCAACCGGGUGACCGGCUCCGGCUUCUGGAAGGCCACCGGCAUCGACCGGCCCAUCUACUCUGCCACCAGCGGCGGCUCGGGCUCGGGCUCCGGCGUGUCGAUCGGGCUGAAGAAGUCGCUCGUCUACUACCGUGGCAGCGCUGGCAAGGGCACCAAGACCGACUGGAUGAUGCACGAGUUCCGCCUCCCGCCGGCCGCCGCGGCGGCCACCAACGCCUCCCCGAGCAUGCAGGAAGCCGAGGUGUGGACCAUCUGCAGGAUCUUCAGGAGGACCAUCACCUACCGGAAGCAGCAGACGUGGAGGCCGGCACCGGCGCCAUCCACCACCAUCACCGCGGCCGACUCGAGCUCCAACACGGGGAGCUUCGAGUCGUCGGAGGGCGGCGACGAGUACAUGAACUGCCUGCAGGCUCCAGCAGCCGCCGCUCCAUACAUCUCCCAGCACCAGCACCCGCAGCAGUACGUCAGUCAGACGGGCACGGUGGACAGCGGCAAUUUCUUCUACAGGGAUACCAUGCACAACCAACAGUUCCAGGAGCAAUGGAACUCUCCGCCUGCCGCGCCGGAGCCGGAGCAGAAACCACUGAACCCAUUAUCGGCGGCCGACUCCUUCCACCAGAAUGAACAUAACCUCACCGUCGCCCCCAACGAUUUCCACAAGGUCGAGGCCCUCGACGGGUAUUUGGAGGAGAUCGCGAGGAUGAUGGAGGUGACUGAUCCGGCAGGGUUUUACGACUACAGAUCAUACGGUUCAUCAGCAGGAAACAGAGGGCCGAGCUUCGUGCGCACCCUCCACUCUUCGGCCCCGUAG
This is a messenger RNA of Triticum turgidum subsp. durum (durum wheat), 1134 nucleotides long. The record is from the annotation of a GenBank genome assembly. NCBI's taxonomy places the organism in Eukaryota, Viridiplantae, Streptophyta, Magnoliopsida, Poales, Poaceae.